Messenger RNA from Priapulus caudatus, 1070 nucleotides. Its product is annotated as haloacid dehalogenase-like hydrolase domain-containing protein 2. Gene Ontology annotation, molecular function: phosphatase activity. The transcript has 7 exons. Gene Ontology annotation, biological process: dephosphorylation. The record is from RefSeq and is a predicted model, not a curated record. NCBI's taxonomy places the organism in Eukaryota, Metazoa, Priapulida, Priapulimorpha, Priapulimorphida, Priapulidae. The coding region runs from base 61 to 864 and encodes 267 amino acids.
AAUAUUCGUAAAUAUACAUUGAAUCACUGCCACUGGCACUCGGUGUCAGUGACUCACUGGAUGCAGUGCAGUGCUCCAUCACUCAGAAUGUUUAAGUCGAGUAAGGUUUGCACAGUACUGAUAGAUUUGAGUGGAACCUUGCAUAUAGAAGAUUAUGCUAUACCAGGAGCAGUAAAUGCAUUAAACAGAUUGCGAAGAAAAGUGAAUGUGAAGUUUGUGACCAAUACAACCAAGGAGAGUAGGAGAGUCUUGCACGAGAGACUGCAUAGUCUUGGCUUUGACAUAGAGAAAUCUGAAAUCUUCACAUCACUAUCUGCAGCGAGAAGCUAUGUUGAUACACAUAAAAUUCGACCAUUACUGAUGCUCGAGAAAGAAGCUAUGGAAGAUUUUGAAGGCGUGGGGACAUCCGAUCCAAAUGCUGUUGUCAUUGGCUUGGCACCUAGCUGUUUCAACUAUUCCAAGAUGAAUGAGGCAUUCAGGAUGUUAUUGGAUGGUUCAACGUUAAUAGGCAUCCACAAAGCACGAUACUUAAAAAAGAAAGAUGGUCUCUACCUGGGACCAGGCCCCUUUGUGCACGCACUAGAAUAUGCCACUGGCACACAAGCAGUGGUGCUGGGCAAGCCGGAGAAGGCUUUUUUUCUGGAGGCAUUGCAAGAGUUCAGUUGUCCUCCAGACCAAGCCGUCAUGAUAGGAGAUGAUGUAAUAGAUGACGUUGGUGGUGCUCAGAAGUGUGGAAUGUUAGGAAUCCUUGUACAAACAGGUAAAUAUAGAAGCAAAGACGAAAGCAAAAUUCAACCAGCUCCGCAUCUCACGUGCCCAGAUUUUCCAGCCAGCGUUGACUAUAUAAUUGACAACUUGUUAUGACACCGCUAGAACCUUCUAGUACAGAGUUUCUUCUAAAUAAGAGGUACUGCGGCGCACCGCCGUCGUAAAAUUUAACAACGCCGUUGUGAAAAUCUUCCUGUAUUUACCUGCCGUUGUCAAACUAGUGUCAAUGCAAAAAUAAAUAGAUCACCAUCAUGACACCAUGUGCUUCUGACUAUAUACAUGGAAAAUCGUAAUGAAAUUCA